Molecule: messenger RNA, 1492 nt
Organism: Scylla paramamosain (green mud crab)
Lineage: Eukaryota; Metazoa; Arthropoda; Malacostraca; Decapoda; Portunidae
Gene: Tfb4
Product: general transcription factor IIH subunit 3-like
Exons: 5
Coding region: 163-1008 (281 amino acids)
Biological process (GO): regulation of DNA-templated transcription; nucleotide-excision repair
Cellular component (GO): transcription factor TFIIH holo complex; transcription factor TFIIH core complex
Source: RefSeq, a predicted model, not a curated record
AAUGUUUAUUCCUGUCGAAAUUGUUCCCGUGAGCAAUUUUGACUGUGGGGGCUAUUUGGCACGACACCAUCAGUUUUUCAUUCACUCCGCUCUUGUGUUCUAAGCGACGUCAACACUACCUCGCCGCUUCCCCCUGUAACUGUGUGAACUUAAGGCUCGACCAUGACGGAGGAAGGCUGUCUGCUUGUGAUGGUGGUGGACAUGCACCCCCAGCUAGCUGAGCAUGAUGCUCACACAUACCUCAAUGCUGUUGUCGCCUUUGCUAACCUGCACUUGGCUGCCAACGUCCGAAACUCCCUAGGGGUCCUUGCGGCCAACCACCUGGAGUCAAGGUUCCUAUAUCCAAGCUGUGAUGGUGAUGGGGUUGAGAGACAAAGGGAUGGUCGGCUGGAGAUGUUAGGUCAAGUAGACCGAGCCAUUGAGAGAGGCCUCAAGACCAUGGCUGUGGCAGCAGGGGCCAGUCCCAUGCAUUCAGAGCAGAGUGAGUCCCUCCUCUCUGGGGCCAUGGGCAGGGGACUUCUCUACAUCAAGAGACGGGAGACUGAGGAGGUUCUAACGAAGAAGCUGCAAUCCAGACUGUUAGUGCUAAAAAUAUCAUCGGAUACUGGGAGCCAGUACCUCACCUACAUCAAUGCUUACCUGACGGCACAGAAGAUGUCGACGCCGGUUGACGUGUGUGUUGUGGGGGGUGAGUGCGGCCUCUUGCAGCAAGGCGCUGACAUCACAGGGGGUACCUACCACUGUGUGCGACAGGUGACAGAGCUCCUCCAGACACUGCUGCUCAUGUACCACUGCGGCCCAGCUACUCGCAGGAAGAUGAACGCUCCACCACCUGACACAGUGGAUUACCGUGCCGCCUGCUUUUGCCACCGCACACUAGUGGAUAUGGCCAGUGUGUGCUCCAAUUGCCUCUCUGUCUACUGCAAGGCUGUGCCACUCUGCACCACCUGCAAUGUUAUCUUCCAGACUGAUCGGCCUCUUGUUCGUCUGAGUAAGAAGAAAAAGUGAAGUGGGGCUUAAAGAAAUGAGAGGGACGAUGAAGUGGUAGAAGCAGAGCAUUGCCUUCCUUUAGUGGAAAGGUUAAGAGGAGCAAGAACUGAAUGGUGGAAGGAGAGUACUUUAUAUUACUCAUGGCAAAUUGUCAUUCCUCUCAAGUCAUGGCAAUGCCUAAUGGUGUGUUGGAAGUGAUGCAUGGGGUACAGUGUUGAGCUGGGGGAGUCUCACAGCCUAAGUUCAGAUAAUAGUUUCUUGGAAUGAUUGAAGUGUUAUUUAUUGGUAAUAACUACUGUAUGUAGUGUGGUAGGUAACUGGGUCUCAUACACCACUAUAUGUAUGCCUGUCACCCAUGCCAGCAGUGUGUGAGCAAGAUAAAUACAAAAGAGCCUCAGGUCAAGGGAGGUUAAGAAAAUUGUUUUACAGCAACCAUUUAAGUGACUUCUUGUUCUCCAAUUUUAUAUUUCCAUUUUAUAAUAAACUGAUAUUAAUUAAUUCA